CAGUCCCUGGAAUGAAGAUGGAGAAGAGAGUUUCUUGCUCGCAGGAUCUGUACGGAGUAGGGGGGUCAGUCAUACAGAUGCAGUAAAGCUUAGGGUUGGGGUCUGAGAGCUUGACAGCAACGACAAGGUAAGAAAGACAGCCAGUUACCUGGCAGUUACUGGGUAACUACCUAAGGUAACUAAACACCUACCUACUGAUGUGCGGAGUAGUAGAUACGGAGGAGGUACGGAGUACAUACAGGACAUGUGAUUUUGUAUUGUUUGCAUCCACCCAUCCAAAAUUGGAAGGUGUCAACUUGAACUUCACUCGACGACAACAACGACAAACAAGCAUCACUCUUUCAUCACAUCCAUCACCAGCUACUGCAUAUGGAGUACUCUGUACUCCGUACUCGUACUACGGAGUAACCUGUACAGCUGAGUCUCAGACAGCAAGGAAAUUGCCCCAUCGUCUCCAUGCCCAAUACCCCAACAGAUCGAUUCAAUCAUUCCCAACCUGCGUGCAACAUGACUUGACCUUUUGUCAGUCAAAGCGCGGGCCAACUCACAGUGGCGGCUUUGCAGAAAUACGGAGUAUCUGCUGGCCAGCUGCUGAACAUCGAUUCAGUGCAGCUGGUGGAUCCAGGAGGCGUCCGUCCUGCAUCUCGAGCUUCCGCGCUGCAAUGCUUGCGAUCGGCUUCAUUUCCGCCAAUCUACUUACCAUAACACUCAUGCGGGGAGGGGAGGCUGUCCUGGGGGGGCAUUGAGGCUUGCCAUGAACAGCAUAUUCAUCCCUUGGCAGCCACACGGAUCGCCCGUGCUUACCAGCUGUGGCGUUACUGCAGCCACAGAGCCAGCCUGCAGCUCAAAGACCCUUGCUUUUGCUCUUGUCUGUGGCGAAUGACAAGACCUCGAAUGAGAUUGUGGCGCUGGAUGACAUCUUUGUUAUCGAUUUGGUGGCAGAUGUCCUGGGAAAUCGCAAC
Messenger RNA from Penicilliopsis zonata CBS 506.65, 962 nucleotides. RefSeq lists its product as hypothetical. The transcript has a single exon. The record is from RefSeq and is a predicted model, not a curated record. Lineage: Eukaryota; Fungi; Ascomycota; Eurotiomycetes; Eurotiales; Aspergillaceae. The coding region runs from base 198 to 746 and encodes 182 amino acids.